AUGCAGGCGGCAUUGUCCCGCAGGCUGCCGGCCAACACCCAUGUAUUCGAUAACAUCAUGGACAUUUUUGGGGAUGGCCGCGCCUGGCAGGCAGCCUUUAUGCAGAAAGGUUCAUUUGCAGAAAAGGUGCACAUGAAGAACCACGCCCCGUGCGUUCGAGAAGCCUACUGCGUGGCACACAGACAAAUGUGCCCGUUGCAAACCUUUUGUUCAGCCCGUGUUGGUGGGACACCAUGCCAAGACUUUUCCAUGUCGGGCAACCGCCUGGGGCUGGCAGGCCCUCAGCUGCCACCUCUGCUAGCAUUUGGCGCCAAGACGGAAGCCUUGCGCACCCCUGUGGUGGGGCUCGAAUGUGUUUCAGAAUUGCCAACGCAUGUUGUCCAUGAUGCCUUUGGCCGGAACUACGACUGGCCUAUGGCCAACAAUUUGCGACCCAGCAACGUUGGCUUCCCUUGCACCAACAGGUUGAGGCUCUACAUGGGUGGUGUGCGCGCCGACACUACCACUGUCUUUUUUGACCCCAACCAUCUUCUGGACUACACGCACCAUCUCUGCCAAAGAGAGCCGGAGUUGAGGCCUCGAUCUUUGCUGGUCCUGUCUACGGAUGAGCAUGUGCAGGAAGAUGUGUGGAACUUAAAAGCAGCGCGCAGGGCAUCGCCCAAUCUCUGCAGCGAAGGAGCUGGCUGUUAUUUGCGAGCAGAACUACAACGCGGCCGGGCUUAUUGGGAAAGAUACGAGAGCCUGCCUCCAGAUGCGCGGCGCAGCCCGUGGGACCUAGUGGUCCACGUGGGCGACAACCCUGCAGGCACUGCAACUUCAAAGGGCUGGUGCACAUGGUCGGCCAAGAGCAAUGCCUUGCCCACAAUCCGCCGGCGGACGGGUCUAUAUCUUGCACUGUGCCACAACCGCCAUUUGCUGUUGCGGGAGCUUUUCCUGAGCAUGGGGUAUCCAACAUACCCUUUGGCCUCUCAGGUCACAGGGGUUCCACAGUACAGUGUCUUCUUGGAUGGGCUCACAUAUUUCGAUUCCCUGCGGUCUCUAGGCAACUCUUUUCACGUUGCGCAAGCUGGAACGGCCAUUGGUUCUCUCAUGUUGUGCUGCCAAAUUGGCCAGCGGAACUGUGUGGACCCUGGGCGCUGA
Molecule: messenger RNA, 1140 nt
Organism: Durusdinium trenchii
Lineage: Eukaryota; Dinophyceae; Suessiales; Symbiodiniaceae
Source: the annotation of a GenBank genome assembly